UUGCGCUCUCAUCGCUAGUUGCGGCGACUCUCACACAUCAAACAGUCGCGUUCCGAAGGAAAAGCAAGAUUUCUGAUCGUCUCUCAGUCAAACGAAAAGUGUCGACGAAUUGAGCGACACACAUUGCACAGAGAGACAUACACAGGCUAUCACUAAGUCACCGUGAAAAAAAGAAGAUUUUUUAUAUAUACAUACUGGCUGCGUGUGAAAGAGCGAAGCAGAAGAAAAAAAACCAAAAAAAAAAUAAAGAGAAAAAUUUACAGUGAGUUUUGAAAUUUUAAACAAGAAUAUAAAUCCAAACGCGACAGUUUUCAUCAACAACAAAAAAGAAGAAACCAAUUUCUAUUCUGGAUUUAAAUGGAAGGAGCAGAAUAUCAAGUUUGAAGAGAAAAAAAAAUUGGUUCAUUUUUAAUUUUCAACACAUCUUUUUAUUGCUUUGUGGUUUGUGUGCUCGUCGUGAAAAUAUUUGGUGAAAUUUCUUUCGGCAUUUAGAUUAUUCAGUGAAAUUACUGUUCAUAUAUGUAUAAAUAUGAAUUGAUUUUCUUUCCGUUGGCUUGGAAUAUAUUGUUGGUUUGGUACAAGCGAAGAAAAAAUAAACGGGAAAAUAUUGUUCGCAUUAUUUCGUGAUCCAAUGGAUUGGAUUGGGUAAACCCGAUAAUCUAAGUUCUAUAGUGCUAAAAAUUCAUAAGCAGCAGCAGCAUUUUUGUUAAUUAUACAAGCAUUUCAAAAUAAAUACGAACCGUUUAUAUUACGUUGUGAAUCCAUCGGAAAAAAAGAAAUACAACUCAUUAUAUAGUUUGUUAGAUUAGAGCACGAAAGUUAAAAAUAUACAUCCAUAUUUCUACAGCAACGGGGCAUAAAACGCAUAUAUUGAGAAACACCAAACAGGCAUUAAUACAAAACAAACAGCCACAAUAAUAACAACAACAAACAAAAAAUGAAAAAAAAAUAUUAAGAAUAAAUAUAUACGCGCGGACGAGGAGACACACACAAGCUAGCGAAUUCAACGAAAAUAAUUUCACAGGGUCAUGAACGAUCGAUUAAACCAAAAGUGAAGAAUCGUGGAGAAAACACGAUUCGAAAGCGGAAUAAAUCGUUUAACGAAAUAUCAAACGGUGAAAUCAAUAGGCGACCAACGAACGACAUCAAAAUUAACGAAGUCCCAACCAAACGAAAGCGGCCCAACGAAGAACACGAGAUAAAAUCAGACAAAGUGUUCCCGCUACAGGAGUGUGAGUUUUCUGGCUUUCUGCGACCAUCGAGUCUGACAGUUAUAGCGGCAGCAACAACAACAUCGACAACAGCAAUCAGCAGCAUCACCACCACCAUCAGCACAAUGGCAACCCCAACAGUUUGUACACGUUUCUCGGAUAAUUAUGAUAUCAAAGAAGAAUUGGGCAAAGGAGCAUUUUCAAUUGUAAAAAGAUGUGUACAAAAAUCCACUGGCCUAGAAUUUGCUGCAAAAAUUAUAAAUACAAAAAAGCUCACCACUAGAGAUUUCCAAAAGUUGGAGCGAGAAGCGCGAAUAUGCAGAAAAUUGCAGCAUCCAAACAUUGUACGACUUCAUGAUAGCAUACAAGAAGAGAACUUCCACUAUCUUGUAUUCGAUUUAGUUACUGGUGGCGAACUGUUUGAAGACAUUGUGGCUCGUGAAUUUUAUUCGGAAGCCGAUGCAUCGCAUUGCAUUCAACAGAUUCUUGAAUCGGUGAACCAUUGCCACACAAAUGGUGUGGUGCAUCGCGAUCUAAAGCCCGAAAAUCUACUGUUGGCAAGCAAACUGAAGGGUGCCGCUGUUAAAUUAGCCGAUUUUGGAUUAGCCAUCGAAGUGAUGGGCGAUCAACAAGCAUGGUUCGGUUUUGCUGGCACGCCCGGCUAUCUAUCACCGGAGGUAUUGAAAAAGGAACCAUAUGGUCGGGCUGUUGAUAUUUGGGCAUGCGGUGUCAUUUUGUACAUCCUACUUGUCGGUUAUCCACCGUUCUGGGACGAAGAUCAGCAUCGAUUGUAUUCACAGAUCAAAGCCGGAGCCUACGAUUAUCCAUCGCCUGAAUGGGACACAGUAACACCGGAAGCAAAGAAUCUCAUCAAUCAAAUGCUUACAGUCAAUCCAUUUAAACGAAUUACUGCUGCUGAAGCUCUUAAACACCCAUGGAUUUAUCAAAGAGAACGUGUUGCAUCUAUGGUUCAUAGACAAGAAACGGUUGACUGCUUGAAGAAAUUCAACGCACGUCGAAAACUUAAGGGUGCCAUCCUGACAACAAUGCUGGUUUCGAGAAAUUUCAACAGCAAGAAUUUAAUGUCGAAAAAGAGCGAUGGAUCUCAGGUCAAAGAGUCAACAGACUCAAGCGCAACAAUGGACGAGGACGAUACAAAAGACGACAAAAAGGGUGGUGUUGACCGUAGCACAACCGUCAUUGCCAAAGAACCGGAAGCCGAUGUCUGGAUUGCAUUGCCUGCGAAUAAGCCAAGCCAUCAAUUAUCCACAAACUCCCAAUGCUCAGCUCGUCGUCAGGAAAUUAUCAAAAUGACCGAACUACUUAUUGAGGCUAUAAACAAUAGCGAUUUUGAUGCUUACACAAAAAUAUGUGAUCCACAUUUGACAGCGUUUGAAACGGAAACAUUGGGCAAUUUGGUUGAAGGCAUGGACUUUCAUAGGUUUUACUUUGAAAAUGUAACAGGGAAAAGUUGCAAAGCCAUAAACACUACAAUUUUAAAUCCACAUGUACAUUUGCUUGGCGAUGAUGCCGCCUGUAUUGCAUACGUUCGAUUGACCCAGUAUAUUGACAAAGACCUACAAUCGCAUACACAUCAAUCGGAGGAGACGCGUGUAUGGCACAAGCGUGAUAAUAAAUGGCAAAAUGUUCAUUUUCAUCGAAGUACAACUGGACACACAAGUGGCACAACGUCGUUUGGAUUUGCUCCCCCACGCAAAUAAUUGAAUGCAAUUCAUAACAACAACGUCGAAUACCCUAGCCACCGUCGCCACAACCAACAACGCUACCACCACCAUGAUCAUCACCAGAACUACUACCACCACCAACCAAUACAUCAAAUUACAAAAAAUGACACACUCCAAAUCCACUGGGAUGUUCAGUUCCAGCUGAGGGAUCACUUUGUCGUUGCAUUUACUUGAGAAAGAAAAAGAAGAAAGAUAAAGAAGCAACAGAAAAAAGAAGAAUCUUCAACUAACAUAAAUUAUUAUGCCAACUUUCUUACUGAAUCGCUGUCUUACAGAAUAAAGUGUUAAGAUUUUUUCGACUUGUAUUCAAUCAGCUCGAAGCAUAUUUUUGAGCAUUAAACGAUAUAUUUUUUUUCGAGUGAACUAUUUAAAGGAAUUUGACUACAUUGUAGAUUGGUUGAGUACGCAAACCAAAGACAAGCUCGUAUUAGAGCCGAAAAAAUGACUAAAAUAUCCAUAAAAAUGCAACCAACAACAACGUCAAUAAGAAUCUAUUGCUGAGCCGUAUGGGAAUGCAGAUGUUGCUCUUCGGUUAUUGGAAAAUUGAAUGCAAUGUCACAGUUUGAAAUUGAUCGAAUGAGAAUUUUUGAACGAUUUCGUUUGCAUCAAAGAGACAACUCCAUGAAUGUAUACUCCCCGUUUUUUUUUAGACAUUGAUAAAAACGCAUUUAAUAAGUAAUUGAAUUUUAGUCACUUAAUUUAGCAUCAUGCAACAUUUUGUUGCUGUUGUUGUUCCUUUGAUUUUUUUGCUGUUGCUACGAACGGAUAGAAUUAGAUAGAUAGUCGCCUAUGCACAAAUAUGUUUUCUGCAAUGCAAACGAAGUCGCGAUUUACAAUGUCCUCAAUUCGAUAGCCGGUUAUUUCGUAUUGACACGCCAUCGAUUUUCGAUACCAAUCCAGUUAAUCGAGCUCAUUUUCACACCUCAGCCGUAGAAACAUUGCAAAUGAAACCACCUAAAUGUCUACAAACAUAACCUAAUCUCUCCUCUCCCCCUUUUAUUGAUAGAUAUUGAUGAAGAAAGUGCUAAAUAUUAAUCACAAACGGUUUGCAUCAGCAAAACAAAAUGAAAAUGAAAAAAAUACCUAAGCAAACAAGUUUUUUUUCUAAAAGAAAAAAAAACGAACUUUUGAUGUUAUAACCAAAAUGAAAUAUAAUCAUGACGUAAAAUAUUCUAUUUGUGACGACUACUCUCAAGGUAAUUAGACGGAUGAAAAUCAACAAAUCUAUUAAACCGCAUUAAGUGUAAGCAAAGAACAGUUAUUGAAAGAAGAAGAAAAGCAAGAACAACAAAAAAACUUCUAAAAAAACACACUAAACAUGAGAUUUAAGUGUAUAAAAUUAUGGCUUGUUAGAUAUAAAAAAAAUUGAAAUCAGAACGUUUUUUCUAGAACAAGUACUUUCGAUGAAAUGUUUGUCCUUUUUUCUUUUGUUUGCGGGAAAUACGAGAUUUCUGUUUUCUCGUAGAAUCUUCCUGUAAAUAUAUUAUAUAUAGUUAAAUUGAAGAAAACCAAACAAAAAAAGAAUCACAUACACACAUUGAAGAUGAAGAAGAUGAAGAAGAU
Molecule: messenger RNA, 4519 nt
Organism: Sitodiplosis mosellana (orange wheat blossom midge)
Lineage: Eukaryota; Metazoa; Arthropoda; Insecta; Diptera; Cecidomyiidae
Product: calcium/calmodulin-dependent protein kinase type II alpha chain-like
Exons: 14
Coding region: 1337-2932 (531 amino acids)
Biological process (GO): protein phosphorylation
Cellular component (GO): neuron projection; cytoplasm
Molecular function (GO): calcium/calmodulin-dependent protein kinase activity; calmodulin binding; ATP binding
Source: RefSeq, a predicted model, not a curated record